Pyrgilauda ruficollis (rufous-necked snowfinch) is the source of this 564-nucleotide messenger RNA. Its product is annotated as secreted protein C-like. The transcript is spliced from 14 exons. Bases 94 to 564 code for a protein of 156 amino acids. The record is from RefSeq and is a predicted model, not a curated record. NCBI's taxonomy places the organism in Eukaryota, Metazoa, Chordata, Aves, Passeriformes, Passeridae.
UCUUCUGCUUAUGAUGGCAGCAGUGAAUCCUAUGGUCAGGGUGGAUCUUCUGCAUAUAGUGGUUCUGAGGCUUAUGGCCAGGAUUCACCUUCCAUGGGAGCCAGUGAAACUGAAGAUAAUGAUCCCUCCUCACCAUCUGGUAGCCGCCAGAGUGAACGGGAUUUUUAUUCCCCAGGAGGCAGCCAGUCAGGUGGACAUGGGUCAUCUUCUCAAAGUGGUAGCUACUCCAGUGGACAGGACUCAUCCUCAUCUGGAAGCAGCCAGUAUGGUGGGCAGGGUUCACCUUCCUCAGGAGGCAGCCAGUCUGGUGGACAGGGUGGAUGUGAUUGUUCUGGGGCAAAUUCUGGUGGAUCCCCUACUUUAGUCAGAAGUGAUUCCUCUUCAAAUGACUCAUCUUCUUCUGGAGGCAGCCAGUACAACAGCCAGAAUUCAUAUUCCUCUGGAGCUAGCCAGUAUGGAGGACAUGAGUCAUCUUCUUAUGGAGGCAGCCAGUAUGGUGGACAAGGUUCACCUUCCUCAGGAGGCAGCCAAUAUGGUGGACAGGUGAAUGUUCUUCCCUUGUAG